Messenger RNA from Aspergillus luchuensis, 902 nucleotides. RefSeq lists its product as uncharacterized. The transcript is spliced from 3 exons. Gene Ontology annotation, molecular function: heme binding; iron ion binding; oxidoreductase activity, acting on paired donors, with incorporation or reduction of molecular oxygen. NCBI's taxonomy places the organism in Eukaryota, Fungi, Ascomycota, Eurotiomycetes, Eurotiales, Aspergillaceae. The annotation marks the transcript as partial. The record is from RefSeq and is a predicted model, not a curated record.
UAAGGUAUCUGCCGGCCUGGCUUCCGGGGGCCAAAUUCGUCCGGAUGGCAGACAGCAUCCGGAAGACUGCCACAGCUUUCUGUGAUACGCCGUGUACAUUUGUCAAACAACGACUAGCCCAGAGUGACUACCGUCCUUCCUUCCUCUCGAACUCGCUCCGGAAUCAAGAAGGGUUGUCAGAGGCCGAUGAGUCCGUGCUGAAAUGGUCCGCCGCAGCGAUAUAUGCUGGAGGGGCAGAUACUACCGUGUCGACCUUGGCUACGUUCUUUCUCGCUAUGACUCUCUAUCCGGAAGUCCAGGCUAAGGCACGAGCGGAAAUUCAAUCCGUCUUAGGGUCGGAUCGUCUUCCUGGCUUUCAAGAUAGAGACAACCUCCCGUACAUCAAUGCCAUAGUGAAGGAGACUCUUCGCUGGCAUGCCACUGUCCCCGUCAUCACACACAAAUCCAUCGCCCCCGAUGUGUGCGAAGGAUAUGACAUCCCGGAGGGAUCUUGGGUCAUGGCUAACGUCUGGGCUAUGAACCACGAUCCAAAAACCUACGUUGAUCCCUUUUCCUUCAAGCCGGAACGCUUUCUAGGCUGCGAGGGGCGUGCGCCCGAACCUGAUCCACAUACCUUUGGAUUCGGUCGACGAAUAUGCCCUGGACGCAACCUGGCCAGAGCGAACGUCUACCUGACCGUUGCGCAAUCUUUGGCUGCUUUCCAGAUCAGUAAGCCGAGGAAGAAUGGCACUGAGAGUGACUUCCGCCCAGAGUUCCAAGCAGGGUUUGUCAGCUCGCCAGCCCCGUAUGAGAUCGACAUUCGGGUCCGCAGUCCGGCUUAUGAGAACCUCAUUCGCACGGUGGAGACCGAAUAUCCCUGGGAACAAAGUCACUCCAAAGAGAUUAAAUCGCUUGCUUCCUGA